This is a messenger RNA of Cricetulus griseus (Chinese hamster), 7004 nucleotides long. Lineage: Eukaryota; Metazoa; Chordata; Mammalia; Rodentia; Cricetidae. The record is from RefSeq and is a predicted model, not a curated record.
CUGAGUUGAUGACUCCUCAAGGGAUUACUGGUAGAGCUGAAGAAUAUGAAUAGUUUCUCAAGGAAAGUACAUUGCUUUUGGCACAAGAAGCAGAAUAAAGGUGAAUUGUUACUAUGUGGAAUUUUUCAGUAAAAGUCACUGAAAAUUACUUUCUAUGCAGUAACUAUAGGCUUUGAACUACAGGACCUCAGACUAGUCGUCUCCUGCCUGCAGAAUCUGUCGGGUGAACAUAUAUUUUUGCUUUUUAUUUGGUUAAAAGCAAUUUAUUUUUAAAGAAAAUAUGUCUCCUCUGAAGAUAUAUGGUCCUAUCAGAAUUCGAAGUAUGCAAACUGGGAUUACAAAGUGGAAAGAAGGAUCCUUUGAAAUUGUGGAAAAAGACAGUAAAGUCAGCCUAGUAGUUCACUACAACACUGGAGGAAUUCCAAGGAUAUUUCAGCUCAGUCAUAACAUUAAAAAUGUGGUGCUCCGACCCAGUGGAACAAAACAAAGUCGCCUAAUGUUGACUUUACAAGAUAACAGCUUCUUGUCUAUUGACAAAGUACCAAGUAAGGAAGCAGAGGAAAUGAGGUUGUUUCUAGAUGCAGUCCAUCAAAACAGACUUCAUGCAGCUAUGAAGCCUUCUCAAGGGUCUGGUAGUUUUGGAACUAUUCUGGGCAGCAGGGCCUCUCAGAAGGAAACUAACAAACAGCUUUCUUACUCGGACAAUCAGGCCUCUUCAAAACGAGGAAGUUUAGAAACUAAAGAUGACAUUCCAUUUCGAAAAGUUCUUGGCAACCCCAGUAGAGGAUCAGUUAAGACAGUAGCCGGUAGUGGAAUCGCUGUUAGCAGGACAAUUCCUUCUUUGACACUGACAUCAACGCCUCUUCGAUCAGGAUUAUUAGAAAACCGCACUGAAAAGAGGAAAAGAAUGUUAUCUGGCCCAGAGCUGACUGAAGAUUAUCCUAAGGAAAAUGAUUCAUCAUCGAACAACAAAGCUAUGACAGACCCUUCAAGAAAAUAUUUAACCAGCAGUAGAGAAAAGCAGCUGAGUUUGAAACAGGCAGAAGAAAAUCGAACAUCAGGACUUUUGCCUUUGCAGUCAUCCUCAUUUUAUGGGAGCAGAGCUGGAUCUAAGGACUACUCUUCUGGUGGCUCUAACCUAGACAGGAGUAAUGUUUCAAGCCAGACUCCUUCUGCCAAAAGAAGCUUGGGGUUUCUUCCUCAGCCAGCUCCUCUAUCUGUUAAAAAACUGAGAUGUAACCAGGACUACGCAGGCUGGAACAAACCUAGAGUGCCCCUGUCCUCUCACCAACAGCAGCUGCAGGGAUUCUCCAAUUUGGGAAAUACAUGCUAUAUGAAUGCUAUCUUACAAUCUCUGUUUUCACUCCAGUCAUUUGCAAAUGAUUUGCUUAAACAAAGUAUCCCAUGGAAGAAAAUUCCAUUCAAUACACUUAUCAGACGCUUUGCAAACCUGCUUAUUAAGAAAGAUAUUUCUAAUUCAGAAACCAAAAAGGAACUGCUCAAGAAGGUUAAAAAUGCUAUUUCAGCUACUGCAGAGAGAUUCUCCGGCUAUAUGCAAAAUGAUGCUCACGAAUUUUUAAGCCAGUGUUUAGAUCAGCUGAAAGAGGAUAUGGAAAAACUGAAUAAAACUUGGAAGACAGAACCUAUCCUUGGAGAAGAAAAUUCACCAGAUGCUUCGGCCACUAAAGUGUUCACUUGCCCUGUUAUUACAAACUUGGAGUUUGAGGUUCAGCACUCCAUUAUCUGUAAAGCAUGUGGAGAGACUAUUCCCAAAAGAGAACAGUUUAAUGAUCUCUCCAUUGACCUUCCUCGGAGGAAAAAACCUCUCCCUCCUCGUUCAAUUCAAGAUUCUCUUGAUCUUUUCUUUAGGGCAGAAGAACUUGAGUAUUCCUGUGAAAAGUGUGGUGGAAAGUGUGCUCUUGUCCGACACAAAUUUAACAGGCUACCCAGGGUCCUCAUUCUUCAUUUGAAACGGUACAGCUUCAAUGUGGCUCUCUCACUUAACAACAAAAUAGGACAACAAGUGGUCAUUCCAAGAUACUUGACCCUGUCAUCUCAUUGCACUGAAAAUACAAAACCACCUUUUACUCUUGGAUGGAGUGCACAUAUGGCAAUUUCUAGACCAUUGAAAGCCUCUCAAAUGGUGAAUUCCUGCAUCACCAGCCCUUCUACACCUUCAAAGAAAUUCACCUUCAAAUCCAAAAGCUCCUUUACUUCAUGCCUUGAUUCUGACAGUGAGGAUGAACUAAAACGCUCUGUGGCCCUCGGCCAGAGGCUUUGUGAUGUGUCAGGCAAUGAGCAGCAGCCGGAAGAUGUGGAAAAAGAUUCAAAAUUAUGCAGAUUAGAGCCCGGGAAGUCCGAAUUAGAGAGCUCAGGAUUUGACAGAAUGAGUGAGGAAGAGGUGCUGGCAGCUGUGUUAGAGAUAAGUAGGAGAGAAGCUUCACCUGUGCUCAGCCAUGAAGAUGACGAUAAGCCAACCAGCAGCCCUGACACUGGAUUUGCAGAGGAUGACGUUCAAGAAAUGCCUGAAAAUCCAGAUGCUAUGGAGACUGAGAAACCCAAAACAAUCACUGAGCCAGAUCCUGCUUCUUUUACUGAGAUAACAAAAGACUGUGAUGAGAAUAAAGAAAACAAAACUCCAGAAGGUUCUCAGGGAGAGGUUGAUUGGCUCCAGCAGUAUGACAUGGAGCGUGAAAGAGAAGAGCAGGAGCUUCAGCAAGCACUGGCUCAGAGCCUUCAAGAACAAGAGGCUUGGGAACAGAAGGAAGAUGAUGACCUCAAAAGGGCUACAGAGUUAAGUCUUCAAGAGUUUAACAACUCUUUUCUGGAUUCCCUGGGCUCAGAUGAGGACUCUGGAAAUGAGGAUGUCUUUGAUAUGGAAUACACAGAAGCUGAAGCGGAGGAGCUGAAAAGGAAUGCUGAGACAGGAACUCUUCCUCAUUCCUAUCGGCUCAUCAGUGUUGUGAGUCACAUUGGGAGCACCUCGUCCUCAGGUCAUUACAUAAGUGAUGUGUAUGACAUUAAGAAACAGGCAUGGUUCACAUACAAUGAUCUGGAAGUCUCUAAAAUCCAAGAGGCUACUGUGCAGAGUGACCGAGAUCGGAGCGGCUACAUCUUCUUCUACAUGCACAAGGAAAUCUUUGAUGAGUUGAUGGAGACAGAAAAAAACUCUCAGGCACCUAGCAUGGAAGUGGGGAAAGCUACCCGUCAGGCCUCAUGAAGAACAAACUACUGGGCUGGCGACAUGAACUGCGUUUCUCUCACUGCCACGCACCUCACCUUUCCUCUGCCUGGAGAGAAUUUGGAAUUCUACUUGAUACAGGAGCAACAGACAGCUCAGGGCCAAACCAAACGACAAAUUUCAGUCAUGUGCAACGCUCCAUGCUGUUUUAUGGAAACCUUGGUCUCAUCUAUAGCUGAUUAUCCUUUUUCUCCUACAAGAGUGACUCUUUCUUUUAUCUUAGGAAUACAUGUUGUAAAUAUAUAUAUGUACAUACCCACAAACAUAUAUGGAAUGAACGGAGCCUUAAAGAGCUAGGAUAAGCCACCAGAAGUAGUAUGCCUGCUCACAAUGAAUGCCACAGCUGUUUGGAGGAGAAAUCAGAGUGUCCGUGCACAUUCCUCUAAGGAAGGUGUGAAGAUGCACAUAUCGUUUGGCUUUUAACUUUUGCUUUUUGGGUGGCUUCACUCAAGUCUAACCUUUCAUGUGUUUCUUAUGAGUAAAGUUCACUGGAAAGCCAGUUACACUAAUAAUAGUUUAUUUUCCUUAUAAGAGGCAUUUCUGUAGCCUGAUUUAAGUUUUACUUUUCUUUUGAUUUUAUGACUCAUGCUGCUUAUAUGCAGUUCCCGACCCCCCCCCCAAAAAAAAAAGGAUUGUUGGUGCUUAGAACCUUACAGUACCAUACUUGUUAUUUAUUAUACACUUGGCAUUUUCUCUCAGAGAUGCCUCCACAUAGUGUGUUCACAUACUCCUUUCAUAUUGUUGUGGUGGUAAAACCAGAAGCUUAUUUUCUUCUGGAGCAUUUGCCCAUGGAGCAGGCAUACCCCCAAUGGAUUGAAACUUCAGUUAUGAAAGGUUCAGAGACAGUAUUGCUUCAACUGGGACUCCCUUGACAGGGAUGCUUAAGGCAGGGAAGAAUGCUAGUCUCUUUGUCUCCCAGGCAGAGAAAGACAAAAGGCACGCUGCUUUUUAUAGUGCAAACUGGACCACUAAAGCUAAAUAAGCACUGUUGCAAGUAGUAGGGUGAGAAUUGGGAGGAUCGUUGUGGGUAAUUCCAGGAGCUAUCAAAGGUGCACAGUACAUCUCUUAACUUUACAGGUGCUCUGAGUUAAGACCAAGUGAGGAUACAGUGGCAAGUGCUACGUAAGUCACUUAGCCAACAUUACCUGCCUGGUUAAGCAGCUAAGGAAACCAUAAAAAGAAUGAGCCUGAGAGAAUUGUCAGCCCAAGGGUUAUUAGGAUUGCACAGACUAGCAAAAUGAAGCCUGCAUUCGUUUCCUUCCCUUUUCCUUUUAUUAUUAAUGGGAAGGUUACUCUGCAUUCUGAGAUAUGUAUGAAACCAUAUCAGAUUUUCUGGGGAUGUUAAAACCCAUCACUUUUCUGCAACAUCUUUUCUGGAAGAUUGUAUUCAGAGAGCUCCAGCCAGUCUCUUGGAAUCUGGGUGCAUUCUUACAUAAUCACUUAUAAAGGUCUGAAUCAUUGAGGUGUAAUGGCCUCAGUGCUUCUGUUUAACUACUGAUGAGCACUUUGACUCCUGCCUUCUCUUGCACUCAUUGUAAUGAAUGCUCCAAAGUGACACAGGUAGAUAGAUAGCUGUGUGCUUGGAAGUGACUAGUAUCUCAAAUGAAGCAGUGAGUGUGUGCUUUAGCACGGUGUCUCCCACCUCUGCCCUGGAGAACUUUAGCUGUUGAAAUGAUGAGGCUUAGUGUGAGCUGGAGGAAACUAGAAAUCACCCCUGAACUGAGGCCUAUGUACGUCGUGGUAUAGAAGUACACUUGGCACAAAACCAGGUUGGUUUGACCUUCAUGUCUUGGGCAGGACUUGAUAGUUGAAAAUAGUUUACUACUUACAACUUCAGGACUUGAAUUUUACAUCUGUCCAUGCUAUGACCUUGUCAGCCUUCCCCUUCUCCCUUCAUUCCUUUAAUUUGACUGCAAAUGGCAACGUGACCUAGACUAUAUUGAUAGGGGUAUUGGUUGUUCUAAGCUAGUUGUGUAUUUUUUUAAAUUAUGAGUAAAUAAUAUAUUUCUUUUUUUAACACUGAUCCCAGAAUUGGGAGGUAGGGGGGUAGAGCAGUUAACAUGCUGGGCUGGGAAGGGACAGGUGAUUGGAAGUGUCAGUCCCCUUCGGUCUGCAUAAUGACCUUCUGUGUACAAUGUCGAGUGUGUGCUUACAUUACUUUAAAUGACUGACCUGUAAUUUCAUAGCAAUUAGUACUCUAUGCAAUAUUUUUUGAUCUUAGCCAAAACUUUUUGGAUAAGAAAAUAAACUUUUUUUUUUUUGCCCCUGUAUUAUGCAGUUUAAAAGCUGUGUGUAUUUUUUUUGUUUUGUUUUGUUUUUUUGUUGUUGUUGUUGUUUUUACUAGCCAAGACUAUCAUUUAGGCCUGUAGGGAGACCAAACUCUUGUUUUGUAGGGGUAGAUGUGUAUACACACACUCAAGUUAUGGCCCAGCAGGAAGAAUAAGUAAAUCCAUGAAUUGUUCUGUUUCUAUUCUGAUUUCAAAAUGGUUGCUUACUUUCUAUGUUUGGGCUUAACCUAAACAGCUCAGUAGCAGACACAGCAGGUGUAGAUGUAUUUAUGUUUUAACAUGUAGUACUUGCAGGUCAGUUAACUCGGUGCAAAUAUUAAACUACACAUUUUUCUAUCUUUCUCCUUGAUAUAUAAAACUCCAAGGAAAAGGCUCUAAUAGUGAGAACCUCAGCAAAGUAACUCUGAAUUUUUCUUCCAUACUGCAGUUGCUGUGAUGUGACCACACAAGUACCUGUGCAGAUCUCUUUAACUAGAUCUCAGUCCUUGUGAAUCUUGUAUGUAUAGGGACACUUAGAAAAUCCAGCAAACGGCUCAAUACCACAUUGCAGGUUCUGUAAGUGUCCCAGUAAAACAGCUGUGUCCACCCCUCUGCCUGUGUUGCAGUACUGUCUCCUUGGAAAUGUGUACAAACCCAGACAUCUUACCUCUCCCAUCAUUUUAAUCCAUCACUUAAAGUCCUAUCUAUACUGUCUUGCCACCUGGAAAAAUACAUAUUUUAUUGGAAAACUACAGUUUCUUGGCCAUGGGAGUUUUGUAACAGGACUAUUCUCUCUAUCACCAAAGUAGACUUUGUGUUUUGCUUUGGUUACUAGAUUGAGGCGGUCUCUCAUUUCUACAUGAUUAGUAAAUUGUUUCCUUUCCAUCUGUGCUAUAUAUCUAAGGUUUGGAGGUUUUAAUUGUAGGUGUGCCUGUAUGAAUAAACGUUUUAGUGACAAUGGACUUAGACGUUACAGACAGUUCCUCAGGCCUAAGAGAGGGUGGAUGAGCAUCUGGGCCAGGAUCCAGGUGUUUUAAGCCAGAUGCAAGAACAAAGAAGGGUGGUCGUCUGAACCAGUCUGUUGGAAGAGGAGUGGGCAAGAGGGAGACCGCCAUGGGUGUGUGCACUGUCUCCUAGCUUUCUGUCCUUUUGGCAUCUCCUCACCCUUCCCUGGCCCUCGGUGGGGUUCUUCGUGCCUGGGGGAAGGAACAGAAGUGAGGUUCCUGCACUUGGUGUUUGAGCCGAUCCCAGGUGUGCUGGCAGCUUUGGCCACAUAAUGUGAGGUGGCUUCUUUGUGUUCAGAAUGACUUCUGGUUCUGAUUAUUGAUGUGUAUGUGGAACGGCACUUUAUCUGUGUUUUAGCAGAACUGUUCCUGUGUCCUUUGUUUUUCCUUGUUUUUGUUUCAUUUUUAAAUUAUGCAGAGUUUUGUUUGUUUGGGGGGUUGUUUGUUAUUUUAGUGAGUGUGUGAGAGACAUUAAAGCCUUUAUUAACCUUA